AAUUACUUGUUUUCUUCUUCUGGAGUAUAUCAACUUAUCUUCAGGAAGACAUCCAUUUCUGCAACGAUGAAACGGGUUGAAGAAAUGCUGAACAACAAAGAAGCUGAGAUUUACAUCCACGGUCUUGGUUCAUCAUUAAAUCGAGCCAUGGUGCUUGCCAUAGAAGUGCAGAAGACGCUUACUGAUGCCAUUUCUCUUAAUUUGACAACCUCAACAGUAAACGUGACUGAUGACUUAUUCCCACUGAGCGACGAGUUUGAGAUGGGUAUUCGCAAUCGACCAUUAUCUGCUAUUCAUAUUCACAUACGUCGUGUGCAGCUUUAA
Molecule: messenger RNA, 324 nt
Organism: Angiostrongylus costaricensis
Lineage: Eukaryota; Metazoa; Nematoda; Chromadorea; Rhabditida; Metastrongylidae
Source: the annotation of a GenBank genome assembly